Aspergillus terreus NIH2624 is the source of this 1182-nucleotide messenger RNA. RefSeq lists its product as uncharacterized. Lineage: Eukaryota; Fungi; Ascomycota; Eurotiomycetes; Eurotiales; Aspergillaceae. Gene Ontology annotation, molecular function: pyridoxal phosphate binding; catalytic activity. Bases 1 to 1182 code for a protein of 393 amino acids. The record is from RefSeq and is a predicted model, not a curated record. Gene Ontology annotation, biological process: biosynthetic process. The transcript has 2 exons.
AUGGACAAAUAUGAAACUCAGGCCAAGUACAAUGUCGCUGAGACUUGCUGUGCCUCGAUCUCUGUCGCCGACCUCCAGGAUUUAUGCGAGGAUAAAUCCUUGAAUCCAUUGGAUCUCUCCACCAAGCUCACAUACGGUGCAAUUCGGGGUUCGGAGCAACUACGUAGCACGCUAGCUAACCUCUACUCCGUCAGAACUCCUUCUCCUCUGCCCGCAGAUAAUGUCUUGGUCACAUCCGGGGCUAUUCAAGCCAACUUUCUCGCCCUGUAUGCGCUGGUUGGACCCGGGGAUCAUGUCAUAUGUCACUACCCCACAUAUCAACAGCUCUAUUCCGUCCCGGAUUCACUGGGCGCGGAAGUGAGCCUGUGGAAGGCGAAGGAAGAGGAUGGGUGGAAAUUGGAUGUCAAUGAGUUGAAAGAACUCAUCCGACCCAAUACCAAGCUGAUCAUUCUCAAUAACCCGCAAAAUCCCACGGGAGCGAUCAUUCCCCAAGCAAAACUCGAGGAAAUCGUGGACAUGGCGCGCGAAUCGUCUAUCGCCAUUCUUUCCGACGAAGUAUACCGGCCGUUGUUCCACUCAAUUAGCCCGAUGGACCCCGAGUUCCCCUCCUCCCUUUUGUCUCUUGGAUACGAGCAUACGAUCGCGACGGGUUCGAUGUCGAAAGCAUACAGUCUGGCGGGAAUUCGAAUUGGUUGGAUUGCCUCAAGGGAUGGUUCGGUGAUUGAGAAGAUCGCUGCGGCACGAGAUUACACAACUAUCUCGGUCAGUCAGUUGGAUGAUGCCAUCGCCAGUUACGCGCUGGCACCGACGUGCAUUCACCCGCUCUUGGGACGGAACAUCGCUUUAGCAAAGAAGAACGUGGAGAUACUGGAGAAGUUUAUAGAGGCGCAUCGGUGGGCAUGUUCCUGGGUGAAGCCCCGUGCGGGCACGACAGCAUUUGUCCGGUUUAGCAAGAUGGGAAAGCCGGUCGAUGAUGUUGUGUUCUGCCAGUCGGUGUUGGAAAAGACAGGGGUAAUGUUGGUGCCUGGAAGUCUGUGCUUUGGAGAGGGAGAAGAAUUUCGAGGCUACGUUCGCGUUGGGUUUGUCCAGGAGACAGAAGUCUUGGAGAAGGCCUUGGAGGCGCUGGGGUCAUUCCUGGAGGACGAGUACGACGAGGUGCCCGUGGUAAAGAAGAAGAAAUAG